AGUGUGGUCAUAUAAACAGGCGUCUUAUUCGGGUCUGCUUUUGUUUUUAACAUUGACAAUGGAGGUUGGAGCAAUAAUUUCACAAACGUCUGCAACGCCCAGUCUCUCAUCCUAGCAGAAAUGGCGACGUCGCAACAAGCUCCGCGCCCAUUGGCUGAAUGCUCAGGAUGGUGUGUGAGAAAACAAACACGAGCAUGAGGCCUCAGUGCGGGACGUGGUGCUUCACGCUCCUCCUGCCUUUGUGGUGAGAUGAAGAGUCCCCCUCAUUUCCACUAUCCCGGGUGACUCGCUGAGGACAAUGUGGGGAUUAAGAGUUGACGUUUGGAUUUGGCUCGUGCUCAUUGCAGGUUGUGUCUGUGAUGAGCAGGUCGGAGGAUGCGAUGAGCAGCCAUGUCAGAACGGAGGCAUCUGUCAGAGUCACAAUGGGACUUUCAGCUGCCUCUGCUCCCAGGAGAGCCUGAGCGGGCGCCUCUACGGCGGCGACACCUGCACCGUCGCACUGACUGGGUGUGACGGCAGCCAGUGUGAGAACGCCGGCGUUUGCUCCCCUCUCUUCCUGAAUCAUCAGCACACGUACGCAUGCAUCUGCAGGCCUGGAUUCUCAGGCCCCAAGUGUCAGACCUCCACCACCUUUUCGUUUGAGUCCAGAGGCUUUCUUCAGAUAUCGACGCAGCAAACCGACCCCCUGGCUCCUCUGAAUGUAACAUUCAGCUUCCGGACAGACAGACCUGUGGGGAGCCUCCUUCAAAGAAGAGCGGGAGACCUUCUCCUCAGCGUCCAGUUGAUGGAGGGGCGUCUAAGCCUGCGGAGCCUGAGAGCACAAGGAACCUCCACGGUGGUUCAGGAGCUUCCAGCGUUCCUGUCCAACAAUCGAUGGCACACCGUGGAGGCCUCGCUUGGCGGGGUCAUCAGCCUGAUCCGACUGCUGUGCUCGGAAGGAAACUGCACCCAACAGCCUGGAGAUCCCAAAGUCCUUCAGCAGUCCUCCACUGCUCUCAAAUCAAAGUCUGUCCGCCAGACUCUUGUCAUCGGGGUCGACUCCGGACAAGACGGCCCACCGGCUUUCCUGGGCUGCAUCAGAGACCUGUUUGUGGACUCACACCUGGUGGUGGCAGAUUCUCACGCUCAGGUGAACGUCACCGUGGGAUGCAGCAACAAAGACAAAUGUGAGGAGAGUCCCUGUCAGAACCGGGGGCGGUGUGUGAGCCAGGGCUGGAGAAGAUACACCUGUGAGUGCCUCCGACCCUACGAAGGCCCAAACUGUGCAGAAGAGUACGUUACUGCCAGGUUUGGAGGUGACAACCUGGAGAGCUACGCUAUCUUUUCACUCAACAACGACCCUGAAGACACUCUGACCAUCUCCAUGUUUAUCCGGACCCGACAGCCCACUGGCCUCCUGCUGAUCCUGGCUAACAGCACCAGCCAGUACCUCCGUGUUUGGCUCGACUCAGGAAAGAUCAAAGUUCAGGUGAACAACUUUGAGUCCAUCAUGGGCGAGGGGGAGGUCAACGACGGCCAAUUCCAUCUGGUCAGUGUGAAGCUGGAGGGGGCGAUGGCCAUGCUGUACCAGUCGUCCCAGACUCAUGGCUCUGUGCGCAUCAGGCACGUUCAUGCUCGCUCUGGAGAUCUGGUUUUCGUGGGUGGCCUGCCGGACCCGAGGGCCUCGGCAUCUUUUGGGGGCUACUUUAAGGGCUGUGUUCAGGAUCUGAGGUUCAACAACAAGCGCCUGCAGUUCUACCCCGUCACCACACGAGUGGAAUCCCACAACCUGCAGCAGCUGAUGAGAGUCACACAAGGCUGCGGCAGUAACAACGCCUGCACAGUCAACCCUUGUCUGAAUGGAGGAGUGUGCUACUCCAUGUGGGACGACUUUAUCUGCAGCUGUCCGCCCAACACUGCCGGCCGGCGCUGCGAGGAGGUGAAGUGGUGCGAGCUAUUGCCGUGUCCCACCAGCACCGUCUGCCAGCCGCGACCAUCAGGGUUUGAGUGUUUGUCUAAUGUGACCUUCCGUGCUGGAAGCGAGAGACUGCGCCUCCAGAGCAAUGGGAGGAUCCAACAGAAGGUCGACGACGUGUCUCUUUCGUUUCGUAGCCGACAGACAUCGGCUGUUCUGCUGCAGGCGAAGAAGGACUCGACGGUGUUCAGCCUCUCCCUGCAGGACUCUGUCGUGGUCAUGAAGCUUCAGAGUGGCUUCAGUUUGGGGUCACCAGUGAGCGUGAUGCAGAGCAGAAGCUCAGUGAACGACGGAGAGUGGCACUCUGUCAACAUCAGCCGUCACAUGUCAAAGUGGGUCAUGGCUGUGGAUGGGGUUGAGGAGGACAGUGUGGCCUCCUUGGAUUUGGAGUUUCUCAAGGAUGGUGCUGAUAUCGUUCUCGGGGGGCGGCAGGUGGCUGAGAAGGCCGACCUUUCUGGGUGUUUAGGCCCAGUUGAGAUCGGUGGCAUCCUGCUUCCUUUCCACUUGGACACGGAGCUGAAGCUCCCCAGGCCUCAGGAGGGGCAGUUCCACCGGGUGGACCUUGACACGGCGCCACAGUUCGGCUGCUGGGGGGCCACGGUGUGUGUUCCGAACCCUUGUCAGAAUGAGGGGACAUGCAAGGACGAAUUCGACAAGCAGUCUUGUGUGUGUACGUCUGAGUGGACCGGUCCUCUGUGCCAGGAGCCAACAGACUCCUGCCACUACAGCCCUUGCAUUUUUGGCAACUGCACUAACAAGGACGGCGGAUACAGGUGUUCGUGUGAGCCGGGGUACACUGGGGAGCAGUGUGAGCGAGAAAUGGAUGUGUGUGAGAACAAUAACUGCAGCAGCGGCGCCACGUGUCUCAGAGGGCACCAGAACUACGCAUGCCUCUGCCCUCAGAACUGGACCGGGGUAUUCUGCAAUGAGAAAAUUCCAGAGAUUCCCUGGUACAUCGAGGCCAAAACUCUUCCACAGUUCCCAGUAUCUGUGUGCACAGGAACAAGACGGAACUACAGCUGCUUCAACGGCGGGAACUGCUCAAACGCUGGAAAGCUCUGCACCUGUCAGUCUGGAUUCACGGGACAGUGGUGCGAGAAGGAUGUGGACGAAUGUGCCUCGGGUCCGUGCAUGAACGGCGGCUUCUGUCUCAACUACAUCAACAGCUUCGAGUGCGUGUGUGACAUCAACUAUUCGGGGGUUCACUGUCAAAUGGACGUCAGCGACUUCUACUUGUACAUCUUUCUGGGUUUGUGGCAGAACCUGUUCCAGCUGGUGUCCUACCUGGUCAUCCGGCUGGACGACGAGCCGGAAAUCGAGUGGGUGUUCAACAUAAACGAUUAGAAAUAAUGCAGCAGCAAGGUGGAAAUGGACGAAGGUGGAUGACAUGACAUGACCUUUGUGGCGGCAAAUUUAUAUUGAAAUAAUAUUUAAACUGUUUAUUUUUUAAACUGUCCGUGUGCAGUAUAAAACACAGAACGCAGUUUAGGAAUAUUCUAAAUGUUUCUAAUCUACAAUACGUUUUGUGUUUCAAAAAAAAUGUAUCCAGAUGAAGAGUACUGUCAGAACAUUGUGUUACAAUGUGCCUUAACAUCACAUCUUUCUGUUGAAGUUCAGCCAUCAGUUUAGAUUGUUAGUGUCUGACUGGAGGAGAAAAGUCAGAGUGGUGACUUUGUUGUGAACAGAACCACAUGAUAAACUUCAUGAGAAAUCU
Molecule: messenger RNA, 3668 nt
Organism: Synchiropus splendidus (mandarinfish)
Lineage: Eukaryota; Metazoa; Chordata; Actinopteri; Syngnathiformes; Callionymidae
Product: protein crumbs homolog 1-like
Exons: 9
Coding region: 299-3298 (999 amino acids)
Biological process (GO): establishment or maintenance of epithelial cell apical/basal polarity; heterophilic cell-cell adhesion
Cellular component (GO): protein-containing complex; plasma membrane
Molecular function (GO): calcium ion binding
Source: RefSeq, a predicted model, not a curated record